This is a messenger RNA of Coregonus sp. 'balchen', 19379 nucleotides long. The record is from the annotation of a GenBank genome assembly. Lineage: Eukaryota; Metazoa; Chordata; Actinopteri; Salmoniformes; Salmonidae.
AUGGAUUCAAAUUCAAGCAAUCGGUCUCCGAGAGAAGAAGGGGAGCUCGAAGACGGAGAGAUCUGCGAUGAUGACACAGACGAAAAUGUGCUUGUACAGCAGCAGGGUACAACGAGGCCUACUACCAUGAAUAACAGCAACUCCUCACGAAAUACAUGGAAAUCGAAAAAACCGCCACGAACUUUACCACCUAUCAUGGGUAGCCACCCUACAGAUUUUCGACUUUUAAUUCCAUACAACCGCGGACCUCAUUCGCUCAGUUCCGGCUUUACCGCGAACCACAGACAGCAAGGCGGACCAAGUGGACCCGUCCGGUUACCACUGGGGCCUCGCUGUGACCAGAGCCCGCGUUCCAGCUUCUGGGAACGAAGUCACACAGCCCUGGGUCGAUUGAGGCACCAGGGGAAACCAGAUGACGGUCGCGGGGAUUGGGGACAAGGAGGCUGGGGAGACGGAUGUGGGGGAGGGAGAGAGGCUGGUAGGCCUCCCCCUGGUCGUUAUGUGCCCGGGGAGAAUCACAGUAACAAGAAAGAAUCUCCCUCGAGAAACAAACGUAUCCUUUGGCAUUCAUCUCAUGACAUCUAUGUGAUUGUAAAGUGUGUGAUACAAUGUUAAGGUAAAAGCCUAACAAAUGUAACUACACAUUGUAACAUGUCUUUCUGUUUGGCUGGUUGUAGCUACUAGCCUUCAAUAGGCCUUGAUUUCAGUGUAGUCAUAUAGGCCUUCGAUUUCAGUGUAGUCAUAUUGCAUCUGGAUCUGCCAUUUUGUAAUGACAUUUGAUCAUUACACAGCAUUCCCCUCCCUAUCAUCAAGACUCAAUUGAUUUAAUCGCUUUUUGAGUUAAAAACAAAAUACCCAGGGUUAUUAAGCUGGAAAUGGGUUUAGGAUCUAAAUACAUUUAGCUAUUAGGGUCAAAGUCUGUCUGUAGUCAAACUCAUCAGACUCAUUAAUUGUGCCUUUCCUUCACUCCCUGACCUCAGAGAAGGUAAUGAUGGGGAGGAAUCAGGUAAGAAACCAACAGAUGAUGCACAACAACAAUGCUGCCAAAAUCGAGAAUGGUGUUGACGAGAGUUUCGAGGAUCUGCUCACGAAGUACAAGCAGAUUCAGCUGGAGCUGGAAUGUAUUAGAAAAGAAGAAAACCUGGUUCUGAAGCCCAAAGACCUGCCAGCUCAGAACGAGGCUGAGGUCUCUGCAAGUAUUCCCCUAACCGAGCCAUUACCCGACACUAACAGUAUUCCCAAUGAAGCUGCUGCAGGGGACCCACCAGGCCCAGAGAAGACAGAGGAGAAAAGGGGUUUUCAGGCGUUCAACCUCAAACCUCUACGUCAGAAACUCCUCACUCCUGCAGAAAUUGAUGCGCUCAAAAUAAAAACGGAAAACAAAGAUUCAGAGGAGGAGGACAGUGACGUGGAGAGUGAAAAAGGUCCUGUUGAACCAGUUGCUAUCCCGGCUGCUACUCCCAAAGGUGUGUAACAAAGCCACUAUAUAACACAACACUGCAGCAAUGUGGUAACACAAACUAAGGCAACACCGUGAAGCAGAUAAGACUUGACUAUAAUCAAUAAUGUAUUGUUUUAUUAGCCACAGUGUUCAAAAUUCAAAAGGCACUCGCACAUCUGAGCUAUCUUUUUUGCAGGUGCAUGGUAACAGUUGAAUAAGAUGAGAAAAAAGAAGAAACCUGCACACUGCUCUUGAUAGUGUCACUGCUCUUGAUAGUGUCACUGCUCUUGAUAGUGUCACUGCUCUCUUCUGUCUUUUCAGGAGAGGAGGAAAAAGAUGGUGUGAAGAAAGAGGCAGAUGAAAAAGAGGGGGAGAAGGAUGCAAAAGUCUGCUGCAGGGAAUCAUCAGAGGACUCCGCUAAAUCCCCUGUCAAGGUAUGAAUCUGUUAAAAAAUAAUAAUAAUAAGGCAAUAAAGCCUGUUUUUUCUACUUACCCAAAGUCAGGUGACCUCAUGGAUACCAUUUUUAUGUCUCUGUGUGCAGUUUGACGGAAGUUUAUGGUAGUUUCUGAAGCCAUUGCUAACUAGCGUUAGUGCAAUGACUGGAAGUUUAUGGGAUCAGCUAGUUGAUUGUGCUAACACUAGCAGAUCCCGUAUACUUCGUUAUUGCGCUAAAGCUAGUUAGAAAUUCCAGAAACUACCUUCAAACUGCACACAGAGGGAGAAAAAUGGUAUCUGUAGCUAGUUUUCCAUCCAAUUGGCGACAGAUUUUCAUGCGAAUAUUCAAAAAUCCUCACAAAGAAAAUAUGCACAUUUUCCCACCAGUAGUGUGUUUCCACCAAACUGACUUGUUGCGGAUAAAAAUCAGUGCGUGAUGACGUAGUGCACACAAAAUGUACAUUCUCACUAAAGUUUUCAUGUACCGAAUAAAAAUCUAAAGUUCAAUGUGUUUCCAUCGCAUCCAUACAUUUUACCUACAUAAAUCCCACCAUGUCGAACAAACAAAUUAUCUGUCUGCAUUUUUAAAAAAUUACCGAAACUUCCUGUUUCCAUCACAGCUUUCGUGAUUGUUGUUUUUAUAUGGUAUGACUUUACUCGCAUUAAAAACUGAAUGGAAAUGUGAUUAAUGAGUUCAUCUGACUCUGGGUAUGUAGAAAAAAGGCUUAAAAGCCAAAAUCUCAAACUAUCCCCUUAAGGCAUGGCAUCUAGAGUAAGCCAUUCAAGGCACAAAUAUUAACUUGAGGUGUGUGUUUGCAGCUCUUUUGAACGUUUGUCCAGAUGUCCAUUGACACAACGUUUGAGUUGUGUGUGUGUGUGUAUGUCAAGUUAGGAUCCUGGUCAUCCGGCCCUCCCCCUCUGUCUCCCUGCAGCCUGAAGUGAAGGGGAGAAAUGAAGAUGAGGACCUGUCUGAGCUGCAGCUGCGUCUCCUGGCCCUGCAGUCAGCCAGCAGGAAGUGGCAGCAGAAAGAACAGCAAGUGAUGAAGGAGAGCAAGGAUAAGAUCACCAAGGCCAAGCCCUCCCAGGAGAAGACCUCCAGCUCCUCUGCCUCCAGUGCCACACCACCAGAGAGGGGCAGAGUCACCACCAGGUCUGCCUCUGCUGCCUCGGAGAAGGCCAAAGCUCUGGCCAACAAGCCCCAGGAGAAGGCCAAGGCUGGGGUUAAGCCUCCAGCGGAGAAAGGCAAAGCUCCGGUCAAGGGGUAUCAUGGGAGGAAGACAGUCAGCCCAGGUGAGGAGGGCCUUUCUGCUUAUUCAGAUCCGAACUGUCCUCAAUGUUGGCACCAAACGUUCCAUCGCAAUGACAUUCUGGUUUUGGAAAUGUUGGUCACGUCUUGGUUCUUGUGUAUUUUAAUAAUGCAUUGUAGCUCUGUAAAUAUUUAUGUAAUUUAGUGAUGUAUAGUGACUGCCAUGUGCGAUUAAGUAAAGUAAAUAGGUUUUGAUCCCCUAGGCUCGGCCGCCAAGCAGGCAUUCCGAAAGCAGCAGCUAAGGACGUGGAAGCUCCAACAGGAGAGAGACCAGGAGGAGCAGCGGAGACAGGAGGAGGAGGAACGCCGCCGGAGGGAGGAAGAGAUCCGCAAGAUCCGGGACCUGUCCAAUCAGGACGAGCAGUACAACCGCUUCAUGAAGCUGGUGGGCGGGUCCAAGCCGCCGCUGCUGCGCAACCGGAGCAAGGUAAGACUGGCAGGGAGAGAAAGAUCCUGAAAAAAGACCUUGCCCCUACCCCCUAGGCAUUUCAUUUAGGUUAUCUGAUGCCUUCAAUUAUAUGUGAACCUUUUAAAAUUGUAUAGUCUCUGCUUAACAUCUGUUAAUGUGGUAUGUGGGGUUCUUUCUCUUAACUCUAUUGGAAUAGAGCUAUCCUACAUUACUGUCAGUGGCAUGGACAUGCAAAAUGAUUGAAAAAUAGAUAAUCUGAGGGCCUCAGUUGAAAUGUGUCAUUUGUGUAUCAAUCUCAGUCCAAGGACAGCGACCACACCAGGAAGUAUUCUGGUAAACAGGGAUUGGACACAUCAGGGAACCUCUACCAGUAUGACAACUAUGACGAGGUUGCCAUGGAUACUGAUAGUGAGACCAAUUCUCCAGGUGAGCAACCAGCUCACCUGCCAAUGCACUCACUGCACUGUUGAACAUUUCUGAAGGGAUUUUAUAGAACCCCUCCAACAUGGUGAAAUGAUUGUUUAUAGCUAAGGACUUGGCCAUCAAUCCAGGCCUCUUAUUGCAAUGUUUGGCAGUUUUAUUUCUAUGGCUGAAUCUGAUUGUAUAAAAUUCUGUCAUCUUCUCUUUCAGCGUCUUCUCCAGUACAUGAUCCAUUUGAGAUCCCAGGAUGCUUCAGUCACAUGCCCAUGCCUUUCCGUAUGGAAUCCCACACUCAAUGCAGAAUGGUACGUUCCAGCCCAAACUCUAAACAAGGACUGUUCUAUGCAACUCUUAUAGGGGUAACUAACCAGCUUCCUCUUUCUUUCCAGGAUUUGGGACAGCCGCGUUUCCUGUCCGUCAUUCCAUCUGCGCCCCCUCCACCAUUACCCCCAAUGCCCCCACCCCCGGAUGAGCUGGAGCCUCCCCCAAAGCCGCCGUUCGCUGACGAGGAAGAGGAAGAGGAGAUGUUGCUUAGAGAGACCUGCCUCAUGUCUAUGACCAACAAGAAGGUGCCACUGCCCGAGGUACAACACUAUAUGGCUCCAUAGGAGGGCAAAGUGACAUGCCUGUGUUAUCUGUAUUGUGUUAGGAGUAGAGGAGGGUUCCCUUAAGUCAUAGUCAUACUCUGGAAAGUUAAUUCCUCUCAACAGAAGAUGCAUAUUUUUCACUCUUCUGUUAAUUUACAGGUGUUAAACAAUGUUCAAACUUAUCUCAGUACCCUGCUGUAUCAGAUGGGCAACUCAAUCACGAUAUCGUUUUCCUGUUCUACAGCAGAGCAUUGUCUUUGAACAGUGGACUUGGUGAAUGGGGUGGCAGGUACCUUAGUGGUUAAGAGCGUUGUGCCAGUAACCUAAAGGUCGCUGGUUCUAAUCCCCGAGCUGACUAGGUGAAAAACUCUGCGAUGUGCCCUUGAGCAAGGCACUUAACCCUAAUUGCUCCUGUAAGUCGCUCUGGAUAAGAGCGUCUGCUAAAUUACUACAAUGUAAAUGUAAAAUGUGAAUCUGGCUUUAAAAAUGUAUUCCUCCCCCCGUAGGAUAUGACCCUUGACAGCGGCCCCCCCCCUCCCUCCGUCCUGGUCAGUCUGGUCCAACCAGUGCCCAGGAGCAACCCUAGUGUGGUCAGCCUCAACACAGCACCCCAGCCAUGGAGCAACAAGUUCAGCCGUGGGCACCACCUUCCCAGGCUGCCACUGAUGGUAAGGAUAAUACCAUAGGAGGAAAUCAAACCAUUGAGUGAUGGCCACAUAUCUACCCUCCUAGCCAGGCGAAGAAACCAUAGAGAUCCAAAUAGUUCACAUUCCUUAAAACCCACAAAGUCCUGAAGAGCUUUCAUUCUUUCUCACUUUCAACCACAAUUUUACGGAAUAGCGUUCAUUCUGUUCACCUAUAUUCCAAACCGUUUCAAACACUGUCAUGGAAAUAUGCAGAAAAAAUAAGUCAGUGGAUUUGUGACUGAUUCUUCUCUGAAUGGAAAACUGUCUCGUUGUCUUGCAUGUGCUGAAAAACAUGUUUUAAAAUAUGCUCUAUUGAAAAUGUUUAACUUCAAAGUCAUAUUUUCCAAAAAUGACAUAUGCUACUUUUUUUCCAGCUGAACUGUGUAAAACAGGGAUUUGGAGGCCACGGGUAUCUUUGCGCUAUGUAACUACAUGUAGUGUCGUCUUAUAAGAACAAUGACUUGGCUGCCAUAGGCAACAUUACAUUACAGCAGCACAUGUGUGCCCAAUGACACCCGGCCUCAGCUAUGUUCCCAGAGCGCUCUGUGGUUUGUCACCCUUGAACAAUAAGCUCAUCUUAGACUGCAUCCCAGGGCCCGUAUUCACAAAGCAUCCCAGAGUAGGAGGGCUGAUAUAGGAUACAUUUGGCCUUUCAGAUCAGAAUGAAUAAGACAGAGGUGACCUUGGCACUCCUAUUUUGAGAUUAAUUGAUUUUGAGUUGUGAAGUCAGUGGCCAUUCAUCACAAUGGCCAAUUCAAAUCAUACGUUUUAUUGUUCCCCCAGCUCCCACGGCACAAGGCUGUGGUGGUACAACUGAACGGUUCAGACGACAGUGACUCAGACAUGGAGGCCUGCAGCAGUUCUACACAGACACAGUCUGUCUUUGGAGGCCUGGAGUUCAUGAUUAAGGAGGCACGCAGGAAUGCAGAGGUACGUACGUGUGUGUGUGUGGUCCAACAGUUUGGCCUCUGAGGACAUCUUCUCAAUUUAUAUACGAAUGGCAGAAUCUUCAUUUGAGAUGCGCGCAAGUGUGCUAAUUGUAUGUGGUUGAAGGGUGACAGGCUGUAAUGCUCUUUCUCUCAACUUCCAGGCAGCGAAACCCAAACCGACCACAGGACCUGAGAAGGAGAACAACCCAGUCAGAACCCCAGAGGCUCUAUCUGACGAGAAGAAGGAGGAGUAUCAGCUGCUCAAAGAAGAAAUAGCCAGGUAUAGUUUUCAGAGGAUUGUCUGACAAAGUGAUAUGUAGUUUUUCCACCCAGGCAUUGUCUAUGGAUAUAACAUUCAUUAACGAUUCAUUAACCAGCAGUGCAAUAUUAAUGGCACCAAAGUGAGGGAGGAUAUUUCUUUAAAAUGUCACUGAUGGAACAGAAUGGACUAUACUCACUGAAAUCUAAAAAUGUCUUACUGUUUUAUUUGUUGUCUGACUGCAGUAGGGAGAAGCAGAAGAUUCUGAAGGACCACAGUCCCCGAGGAGUGCCCUCUCCUGCAGGCUCUGAUCCCGAUGUGGACUUCGCUGCCAAGGCAGCGGUCGAGCUACAGCUGACCGAGGCAGAGACCAGGUUGACCAAACACGGGUCAGUGCCUCAAACACCAGAAGAAAAAAACACCUUGACGAAGGCUGAUGCCCAAACACAUUGGUCUUUUCAGUAAUUGUCUCACAUUAGGGAAUUACUUGGACUUAUGGUUUUCCAUCUCUCUCUACCCCUCCUCCUCUCAGAAACCUGCUCCUGAAGGACGAGGCCAUCCUGAGGCAGCUCUUACAGCAGGAGCAGAAGAAGGAGGAGGCUUUGAAGGCAGCGGAGGCCAAAGUGGCCAAGCUCAAAGAACAGCUCCUGGCCUCAGAGAAGAUAGUCAGCGCCAACAAGACCCUCCUCAACAGACUCCAGGAACAGGUGGGUGUUAGAGUCAGGAAGGAACCCAGGGGGAAUGACAUUAAAUGGGAAUGAGCUGUGAAGUGUGAAGUAAAUUCCUAGCUGAGGUAUUUGUGUCUGGGUGGGCAUGUUGAGAGCAAUGAGUCAGAUGGCUGAGGGUUUUAGUCAGUGGAAGCUGAAUGAUGGAAUAGGAGAUGUUUCUACUGGGAAUGUUGGGAAAAUGCCAAGCUAAAGUAAUGUCUGUAAAGGACACGACACAUUUAAUUCAGUUCUCCUUUCCGUUGCCCUUGGAAGUGUAUAUAGCAGGUGUGGUCAUACCAACCCUCCUCCUUGGAGAGAUACUGGGGGUGUGCUGGUUUUCACUCAACACACCUGAUUACCAACCCUCCUCCUUGGAGAGAUACUGGGGGUGUGCUGGUUUUCACUCAACACACCUGAUUACCAACCCUCCUCCUUGGAGAGAUACUGGGGGUGUGCUGGUUUUCACUCAACACACCUGAUUACCAACCCUCCUCCUUGGAGAGAUACUGGGGGUGUGCUGGUUUUCACUCAACACACCUGAUUACCAACCCUCCUCCUUGGAGAGAUACUGGGGGUGUGCUGCUUUUCACUCAACACACCUGAUUACCAACCCUCCUCCUUGGAGAGAUACUGGGGGUGUGCUGCUUUUCACUCAACACACCUGAUUACCAACCCUCCUCCUUGGAGAGAUACUGGGGGUGUGCUGCUUUUCACUCAACACACCUGAUUACCAACCCUCCUCCUUGGAGAGAUACUGGGGGUGUGCUGCUUUUCACUCAACACACCUGAUUACCAACCCUCCUCCUUGGAGAGAUACUGGGGGUGUGCUGCUUUUCACUCAACACACCUGAUUACCAACCCUCCUCCUUGGAGAGAUACUGGGGGUGUGCUGCUUUUCACUCAACACACCUGAUUACCAACCCUCCUCCUUGGAGAGAUACUGGGGGUGUGCUGGUUUUCACUCAACACACCUGAUUACCAACCCUCCUCCUUGGAGAGAUACUGGGGGUGUGCUGGUUUUCACUCAACACACCUGAUUACCAACCCUCCUCCUUGGAGAGAUACUGGGGUGGUGCUGGUUUUCACUCAACACACCUGAUUACCAACCCUCCUCCUUGGAGAGAUACUGGGGGUGUGCUGGUUUUCACUCAACACACCUGAUUACCAACCCUCCUCCUUGGAGAGAUACUGGGGGUGUGCUGGUUUUCACUCAACACACCUGAUUCAGCUAAUCAAGGUUCUGAUGAGAUAUAACAAAUAAAAUAUACUGUAUAUAUUAUUGCAGUUAUCAUACUUGUCAUUAGGUUGUGUUAUGUAUCAGCUUUCAUAUGUCAUUUGUUACCACCCUUUAACGUCUGUCAUGUAUGUUCCCACCCCGUAGGUUAAUCGUGUUCAGCACCGCGUCUCAGUGAAGAAGAACAACGGCCUGAAGUUGGAGGAGGAGCUGGUCCAAGCCCAGGCUGCGGCAGGCAGAAGGCCAGGGGGUCAGAAACGACGCACUGACGUCAGCCACCCCUCGGUGAGCACCAUACCACACCUUACCGACCCACACUAUACCAUGACGGAGCCCUUACUUGUUGAUAAAACAUAGACGUGUUCAACAAGGACAUGUCCAGUAGGGCACAUCAUAAAUUGUUUUGAAGCGGAAAAUUAUUGUUAUUGGACUUAUUCAUGUAACACCACCUCUGUUUCAAAAUGUAUUUUCCCAUUUCCUUUCUACUAAACACGAACCAGCCAUAAGUAAAGGCCAGAGUUCUCUAAACCCUUUCUCUGCUCACCCUCCGCUCCUCAGCCUGUGAAGCGUCUGUGUGUAGAAGUCUCUGUGGCCCCCCGCGGCUCAGAAAGGCACUUCGCCGACCUCCUGGCCCAGAAGCGGCGUCUGCAGCAGCUGGAGUCAGAAUACGCCCUCAAGAUCCAGAAACUCAAGGAGUCCCAGGCCCUCCACAACAGAGGGGCUGUCCCUGAACCCCCUCCACCCCAGGCCACCUCCACCCCUCUCCCCAAGGCUCGCCAGCCCAGCGGUCCCCCCACCAGCCCCUUCCCCCUGCCCCAGCCCUCCCUGCACGACCUCACCCAGGAUAAACUCACCCUGGUCAGCAGCGACGACCCCACAGAGACAGAGGAGAGCGACCUGGAACCUGCCGCUACAGCCACGCCCUCGGCCCGGAGUGUUCGUAGACGCUCCUUCAGAGAGACCGGCUCCUUCACCAAGCCUAAGCUGGACCCUGGUGGGGCUGGGCUGGUCAAGGAUAGUCCAGCCAAGCCUGUUACGGUUAAGGCCUCUGGGCCCGGGGAGCUUUUCCUGGGGCUAGAUGUGGAGGCCCUGCGGAGGAGGGACCAGCAGCAGGCCAGGCUGGGAGAGCUGCUGCUGGGGGAACUACUGGCGCUAGGGGGCACUGUGGAGAAACCCCCUUCUGGGAAGGUAAACCAUAAUAAUAAUAAUAAUAAUAAUAAUAAUAAUAAUAAUAAUAAUAAUAAUAAUAAUAAUAAUAUAUAACUUUAACUGGACCCGCUAAUGCUGAAUUCAAAUUUCCUUUGGUUGUGGUUUUAAAAAAUGCUGCCUUGAAACAGUUUUUCUUCUUACUACUUAUUUGGUUGAUAUGUGCAGUUUCUGGACUAGCAUACAACACAAAUGUUUUUCAUUUAUUCUCCAUGGUUGAGAGACUGAAAUGUUUGUGUUCAUUACUUUAAUGUGCAGGUGAUAUCGGUGGAUGUGGACACCAUGGCUGGCCAAUCAGGCCGUGUCGAGCUGAAGCCUGUCCCCUUUGGACCAUAUCGCAGCCCUCUCCUGGUCUUCAAGUCUUAUAGGUAGGUGGCUAGUUCACUACUAGGGUAGCUCCCAAUUACUCGUGCCAAGAAAAACAAUAUCUUGCCAUCAAUCAAACCUCAUCUUCUUUUGCCUUCAGGUUCAGUCCAUACUUUCGGACCAAGGAGAAGUUAUCACUCAGUUCUGUGUCUUACAGCAACGUUGUAGCGCCCAAAAAAUGUUUCUGUCGCUUCGACCUCACGGGCACAUGCAAUGACGAUGACUGCCAGUGGUAAGUCAGUCCUCUUAGUGUGUGUGUGUGUAAACAUGCAUGUGAAUCUAGACUCAUGUCUGUUUCAUUAUAACAAACCCACCUCCCUCCUCUGGGUGAUCUGGUCUGUGUUUUAGGCAGCACAUGAGAAACUGCACUUUUGGUGGAAACCAGCUGUUCCAGGAUAUCCUGUCGUACAACCUGGCCCUGAUUGGCUGCUCCGAGAGCAGUACUACUGAUGACAUCAAUGUUGCCACAGGUAAUAGAACCACACUGCCAUCUGGCAAUAUUGAAAUACCAUUGAGCUUAGAAUGUAUGUAUUGGUGAUUGAUAGUGCACGUUUUGGAAUCUAUUCCAUGAUAAAUGCAUGUUUAAGGCUUUUACUGACAAUGGUUGAUUGGUUGUCCUAUUUUCAGAGAAGUACAUCAAACAGCUGUUUGGGGCUAACAAGGAUCGCAUGGGGAUGGACCAGAAGGCUGUUCUACUCGUCAGCAAAGUGAAUGAAAGCAAAAGACAUGGUGAGAUGUCCAUACCAUUCUUACUCUAGCAGUUAGGGUUGAACACUGUAUUGAGCAGUUAAUGUACUCUUUUAGAAAAUGUUCAAGAAUAGAACCCUUCUGACGUGUCUAACUUGUGUUUUGUCUAGUCCCUCCCUUCACCACGUGUAAGGAUCUCAGGAGAUGGAGGCCUCAGCCCGCUCACCAGGCUAGCCCAAACACAGGGGACGACAGCUGGGAUGAGAGUAGAGACACUGGUCCAGUCAAAUACGGUGAGAACUGGUUAGUCAGUUGGCUCAUCUCCCAGCAACAAACCAGUCUUCAAAGCAUAAUUACAACUGAUCUGAAGCGCAGUGUAAAUAAUGGAAGCAGCACUAACACAGCGAUAGCUUCUCUUCAGUUGUGCAGAACACAACUGUUGUUGUUUGUUUUUCUCCUGGAGAUCUGACCUUAAACCUCUGCUGUUUGUCUGUUUCCUUCCUUGUCACAGACGGUUGUUCCAAGAUAAGUUUUUCUGCUUCCCUGGAUGUGUGUGGGACCCCAGACGACAAGCGUUACUUCAUUAGUGAGACUGACGACAUAUCUAACCUGGAGACCAGUGUCCUAGAGAGCCCCCACAACGCACAGCUCUGGAUCAAACUGGCAUUCAAAUAUCUCGGCCAGAAAGAAACGUAAGUGGAUUCCCCUCAAAUACAGACCCUCCGGUGUGUUAAGUUGGUCACUGAGUGUAUUUUUAACCUUAAGGGAUUGAAUCCUGGUUUAGGCUAAAUGGAAAAUGCAAAUGUGUGAUAUGCAAUAAAUUGUGUUAUGUUGCUUCCUUGUAGGUCAGCGGCUGAGUGCCUGGACGCUGCGUUGAACACUCUGUCUCGGGCCCUGGAAGACAACCGGGACAACCCAGAGAUCUGGUGCCAUUACCUGUCUCUGUUCUCCCGCCGAGGGAAGAGGGAUGAGGUGCAGGAGAUGUGUGAGAUGGCUGUGGAGCACGCCUCCGACUACCAAGUCUGGUGGAGUGUAAGUUCUCAUGUCCAACCAACCCUCUGACAACCUACUGUGGGCCAUUUCCUCUACAGGGCUUUGUGUGUCCACCUCUGAGGCCUGGCUGUAGGGUGCAUAAUUCAGGACCUUCGGUUCCGCAGUCCUGAUGGUUUUUAUUUCCCUUGGACACUUGACGUUAUUGAUUGGCUGAAGACUACCACACACCUGGUGUCCCAGGUGGAAAUCAGUCCCUAGUUAAAUAGCACAGAGGAAUAUCAGCAGGACUAGAUGUAACUGCUGUCUUUUUUCCUUCCCUAGUACCUAACCAUGGAGAGCUCGUUUGAGGGGAAGGACUAUGUGUGUGGUCGUCUGCUGCAGUACCUGCUGGACUGUGCUGGGACUAGUGGUCUCUCUGAGAGGCUGUCCUUCCAGCUAUUGGAGUCUCUACUCUACAGGGUCCAGCUCAGCGUGUUCACAGGCCGGCUACAGAACGCCCUGGCCAUCCUACAGGUAAGAGACUGCAAAAAAGACAACCUCGAGUGCAGCCAAUAUAGCUGCACACAUCAAUAUUCGGGUCCAAGCCAUAUGACACCUUAUUGCUACAAUCAGGCCAAACUGACUCAUAACUCUUGGAUUAGCUACUGCUAUACAAAAUGCACAAGGUUCCCAAGAUGCUCAAGGGCGAACGAUAACCUGUUCAUUUCAGAAUUCCUUGAAGUCAGUCACUGAGCGGUGCAUUGCUGAUUACCUGACCAUAAGUGACCGCUGCCUGGUCUGGCUAUCCUUCAUCCACCUGAUGGAGUUUGACCGCCUGCCGGCCAGCCUGUACGACCCAGCUAACUCCAAUCCCUCCCGAGUGGUCAGCAUCGAGGCCUUUGACCUCCCCUGGAGAACACCGCUCGAUGUCCGCACAGAGCCUGACACACUAAUCGCUGUGUUCGAAGGUGAGCCGGGCUUCAACGACACGGGGUUCAACGACACGGGGUUCAACGACACGGGGUUCAACGACACGGGGUUCAACGACACGGGGUUCAACGACACGGGGUUCAACGACACGGGGUUCAACGACACGGGGUUCAACAACACCCACAUAGAAACUGUCCAUGCUUUUUCCAGGUCUCCUACUUAGCUUUUUCAAACAAUUUUAAAUGUUUACUUUUUCCACAAGUUGCUCAUGGUAAUUGUAGUUUAUUUAGACACAUAAAACCAUUAUGCUUCCAGUUAUACUAUUUCCACUCAGUCACUAGUCUUCAGUUUUUCUGAAGUCGACAGCUGAGAGAGAGGGCCAUUGAUUUCAUACUGGUUUGUUCAAACCUACAGAUGCACUGCGUCAGUGCACAGACCAGACUCUGCCUCCCAGUGAAAGAACCCUGGCCUGUUUGCCUCUACACACUAACCUCAUCACUGCCUAUAGCCUGCUGGGAAGGUAAGCGCAACGCUGGCAUUCUGCUAGCUAGGUGUGUGUGUGUGUGUGUGUGUGUGGAACCCAAUAAAAUCAGGUUUGUGUGUUUGGACAAGCAAGGUAUUAACCCUUUACACUCGUACCCGUAUACAGGUUGAUUUGGGCACUAACAAGCAUAGUAACAUGCUGUAAAUUGACGUCAGAGCUCUGGUUCUCUUCACAGCGCUGUAUGGGUUUUGACUGACAGCCGUUCUGAACUUUUGUUGUCUGAGUGAGUGAAAUGCUGUAAAUUUAAGAGGACUCAAUGUAUUUUGGAAGAUGAGAUGUUGAGGAUUAUAAUAAAUACCGCUUUGUUGUCAUACAAGCAAGCCAAACACCCACGUGUCCAAAUGUACACUUCACAUUUCCAAACCAUAUACAGUGUCAACGUUUAUGAUCACUCUGUUUGAUGUACCGUUACAAGAUGACAUGGCGUCAUUCCCUGGGUUGUUCUGAACAGAAUGAGCCUAUGUUUGUUUAUUGGGAAGAAAAUUUGCCGCGUAAAUUUGCCGCGUAACAAACACCUGAAUUAACUCAGGACACAAAUUACGAUCUGUUUCUCUGAAUUGCCUGAAUUCUCUGAAUUGCCUUGUGAAAGCCUAACACUGCAAGAUCGUAUUUUAUUAUUUAUAACUCAUAUUGGCAAUAAAACAAGCUUUGAAACCAUGCCCACCUGACCCAGAUUGCAAUUUAUAAUGGAACGUUUUUGGAUUGCAUAAACAACGCCAGUAAUUGUGUGAUGGCAGAGGGAUGCAGGGUUGUAUUCGAAAACAAAACAACUAUAAAUGUGCUUGCUCUAGUUCCUCAAUGGCACAGCUAGGCGUGCUUAUAAAAGCACUUUAUCAUUUAAUGACUCUUUUAGUCCUAAAAGUGCGUUGAAAUUGCUUAGGAACUGUGCACACUUCGGAGAGGUGUGGUGGCCACUUGAAGACACCAGUUAGUCCUCUCACUCAAACCCUUGUCAUUAUUUGGGGUCUUAUGUUGCACCUACCCCACAUUUUCCAGGAAUAUUCGUAUGUUACUGAAUGUAUCCAGAGUAUUUUCAGAUUUUCUUAUCAACAAAUGUGGCAUAAAGUACAUGCUUUUAAAAUGCACAUAAAAUCAAGUAUUAUGUUUGGAUUCAGUCUUGUCAGGCAAACUGUUGUGUACUCACCUGUUGGUCUAAUCAUUUCCCCAAUAUCUCCAAACUGUUCCCUUUCAAUUGCUACCAUGGUUAUGCAUAUGCUUUUCAUAUUUUUUCUAUAUGAAACAUUUCAAUUUACCCCUAUCGGCAAAUUACAACGAGUGUAAAAGGUUAAUGUGUGUGCGUUUGUGGUUGGGUGGGUGUGUCAUUAAACUCUACUAAUAUCUACUGCUAGUCUUAACAUAAAAAUGACUUGCAUCCCGUAGGUACGAUGCAGGCCUUGAGCUGUGCGAGUCCCUGUUGGCGCUGUGCCCGCACUCCUGUGCCCUGUUAGAUGCCCUGUCAGGCCUGUAUGUGGGGAAGGGGGAUGUUGAGCAGGGUGUUGGGGUGUGGCUACGGGCACUUUCCCAGUGUCCACACAAUGCAGAGGUCUUCUACCACACCUGCAAGUUCCUCAUGGCUCAGGUCAGUCUCUCUCUCAGUGGGCUGUGUGGAGCUCCUGUUCAAUUCAAUACAACUUUAUGUAUCCAGCCCCUUCAAUUAAGAAAGGCAUUGUCAAUUUACAUUUUAACAGUCAUUCUGUGUCUUUUCAACUAAGAUUUCUGACAGGAUUCACAGAAGGAUUUUUUUAAUGACAAGAACAUUUACCAAAACACUAUUUAAGAGCUGAUUCCUUUCCAUUUUUCGCUCGAGUGUCUUUCAAGUUGCUUGUACACAGUUUCUAGCCUGAUCUAGCUAGCCUGUAUCAUAUCUCUGAACAGGAGAAGUCCAGUUGCAUCGCUCCUCUGUUCCGAGGGUUCGUCCUGUCUUUCUGUGACGAGGAUAGAAGUGACCAGCAACCUGUGGAUGUGCUACGGUUGGUCAUUUUCUCCUAGAACUUAAGCAGAAAUGAAUGUCCUAACUCCUAAAACGUCAAAAACAACCUGACUUUUUAUAAACCAAGUUGCUUCCUUUCUACAGUGGUAUACAGUUCAAUGUUCCAUGAAUUAAUGUGAUCUCCAUUUAUUUUCAAGGUACAUCCUUUGUAUUCCAACAGAGGACAUCCUAAGAGGCCCAGUUAUCAAAAAACAACUUAAAGAGCAGCUUAGCCACCAGAUGCCUUACCUAAACCUCGUUCAUUGGUAAGUAUUGUGAUGUGAUAUGCCGGCUGACACAAGCACAGUUCUUAUUCUUAUAUGGCAGUUCAAUGCACCGUCGUUAACGUUUAUCGGUAACAGUUUACAAUAAGGUUACCUUUAUAAAAGGCUUAUAAUUAGGUUAUUAAAAAUGUAUAAAUACAAGACGACAUGACGACAGUUGGGCUUCCUGAUCAUAACAAUAAUUUCAUACAGUCAGGCGAUAUUUAAUUUUGUGGUGUCUUGUUUUGCAGUCUGUGGCAGUGGGUGCACAGUAAUGUAGGGGAGGUGAUUGAUGCCUUCGAGAGAGCCCUGGGAGCCAUAAUGCAGCUGGAUGUUCUUCACAAACUGUGGAUGGAGUGAGUCAAGUCUUACAACAACUUGUCAGCAUUUGUCCGUUGCAAUUGCAUUCAGCCUUUCACCCACCAUUGCCAUCCAUAAGGGUAGUAAGAUCAUCCCAUGCGGUGAAGGGGACACCUCUGAAGAGGGUCAAGCCAUAACAAGCCAGAUCUGAAGAUCCUUAUAGCAGUGAUAACAGACAUACGUAAAAUAAAAGGGCCUCGGGAGUACAGGCCUUAAAUCAGGAUGAGGUUGAAUCUAAUCAGACCACAGUGGUUGGUUAUCAGCUAGCCUCUGAGAGGGGCUGCCAUAGGAAUAUCAUGUCCACACAGCCAGGUGGGGGAGGGCCCAGAGACCUAACCUGACUAACGGUCUAACUGUUCUGUCUCCAGUUAUCUCCUCUUUACCAGCAGUAAGCUAGCUGGGAGCCCUUCCAACAGCAGAGCGCUCCGGAUGUUAUCAGAUCUGGUUCAGCGUUGCCUAGUAACUGUCCCGUCCAGGCUGGAGGUUCGGUUCAGCUCGGCCCAGUACUGGAACUGCUUCAGAUUUCACAACAAGGUAGGUAACUGGGUUGUGUUCAGCAGGGAAUAACAUUGUGAACGUUCUGAUAGAAAUGUAAAAAAUAAUAUUUUCCCUUGAAUCCAGGUGAACGCUAUGAUCCCUUAUUGAUGUCACUUGUUAAAGCCACUUCAGUCUAUGUAGAUAAAGGGGAGGAGACAGGUUAAAUCAUGAUUUUUAAGCCUUGAGACAAUUGAGAAAUGGAUUGUGUGUGUGUGUGUGUGUGUGUGUGUGCAAUUCACAGAGUGAAUGGGCAAGACAAAUGAUUUAAGUGCCUUUGAACGAGGUAUGGUAGUAGGUGCCAGGCGCACCGGUUUGUGUGUGUCAAGAACUGCAACACUGCUGGGUUUUUCACGCGCAACAGUUUCCCGUGUGUAUCAAGAAUGGUCCACCACCCAAAGGACGUCCAGCCAACUUAACACAACUGUGGGAAGCAUUGGAGUCAACAUGGGACAGCAUCCCUGUGGAACGCUUUUAACACCUUGUAGUCCAUGCCCCGACGAAUUGAGGCUGUUCUGAGUGCUAAAGGGGGUGCAACUGAAUAUUAGAAAGGUGUUCCUAAUGUUUUGUAUACUCAGUGUAUAAUGUAGAACAAACAUGCCUCUGAAAUGUAGAAUAAGCAAUCAUGUCAGCUCAUUUCAAUCCGGAAAGUUUUCUAACCUUUGUCUUCCCCGUACCUGUGACCUCGGGAGUCCAUAACCGCAUGCCAUGGACCAGAUCACAGAAAUUAGUGGAGGCUGGUGGGAGGAGCUAUAGGAGGAUGUGCUCAUUGUAAUGACUAGAAUGGAAUUACAUUUUAGUCAUUUAGCAGACGCUCUUAUCCAGAGCGACUAACAGUUAGUGAGUGCCUACAUUAUUUUUUCGAAUUUUUCAUACUGGCCCCCCGUGGGAAUCGAACCCACAACCCUGGCGUUGCAAACGCCAUGUUCUACCAACUGAGCUACAUCCCUGCCGGCCACUCCCUACCCUGGACGACGCUGGGCCAAUUGUGUGCCGCCCCAUGGGUCUCCCGGUCGCGGCCGACUACGACAGAGCCUGGAUUUGAACCAGGCCUUAGACCACUGCGCCACUCGGGAGACUAUUAAUGGAUGGUAUCAAACAUAUGGAAACUACAUCCGUUCCAUUGAUUUCAUUCCAGCCAUUACAAUGUGCAUGUUCUCCUAUAGCUCCUCCCACCAGCUUCCACUGCCAGAAAUCCACCUAACCCCUCAGAUUCUGUUUGUCAGGAAUUGACUCCUUGAAUUGAUAGCAUUUAACUUUCAUCGGUUUGUGACAUUGUUUGCGUCCCUAACUUAAACGUUUUCAUAUUUGCAAACCUCUGGACUUGUGCUCGGCAGGUUGUCUCCCACUACCUGAGCUGUCUGCCCCAUACCCAGCACCCCCAUGUCCUGGAGAGAUUACGAUACACCAUGCCCACCAACGCUGAACUUGCCCUGAGGUACCCAAAGCACCCGAUACACACAGCAGACAAACUAUGAGCCAAUUGUAGCUAACUAUUUAUGCUUGCUUAGACAUGGACUGAGGGUUUUAGAAGUGGAAAUAUAUUCCCGUUGGAAUUAUGUUUUGGCGACUUGUUAUUGUUAAAGUUUAGACUGCUGGGUAUAUUAGUCGUUGUAUGGUUACGUCUGCAGUUGUCUGUUUGUGGAAUAUGUUAUUGUCUAGGUUCUAGUGUUAUGGCUGGGUCUAAUAUUUAUUGUCUAGGGCCUGUAAUGUGCAGACGGUUAGGUUUGAUUUGUUGUUGUAUAGGUUGCUACAUCAAGAAUGGCAGGAUGGAAACAUAGAACAUCUGAAAUUCCAGGCCAGAAUGUUGAGCAGUAGCGUUCCAAACUGUCUGGCCAACUGGAAAAUGUAAGUCCAACUCUCUCCUCUUCGCUGAACAGCACUUGUGCUGCUGGUAUGGCAACAAGGUGAAUAUUUUUUCUAGAUGGAUUCUCACUGUUCUAAUGCACUUCUCAAAUGGCCUUUUUCACAUACAAAAUGCAGCUUCUGUCCAACUUCAAUCGCAGCUUUGAAAAGCUGCUGCACAGGCACUUGAAUAGCAGGAAUUGCCUGCUAUUCAAGUGCUGACAGACUUUUGUGCUGUGUGUUUUUCGGCAGAGUGAUCGCUGUGGAGAGGGAACUAAAGGAGCGCUCCGAGGUGAGUUAGUAGGGGUGGGUGGGUGGGUGGGUGGGUGGGUGGGUGGGCGGGCGGGCGGGCGGGCGGGCGGGCGGGGGGAAUGAAAGACAAAUAAGUAGGGGCAGUGAGAGAUGAGUAAAAGACUGGUAAAGGAGUGGAUGGAUGAAGGUAAUAGUUUAGGGAGAGGGAUAUUAACAUGGAGGGAGAUAUGACUGGAAGUUAGCAGGGGGUGGUUUGGAUAUACGGUAUAUGAUGCAUGUUGCUCUGUUAACCUGUUGCUGAUUCUGUGUUGCUGUCACAACCUCUUGUGUGUCGGUGUUCCACUUUGCAUAUUUACCUUGACCCAGCUGUCCCAUAAUCUUCCCUUCAUUUUGUUGUAAUCUAUUUCUUCCCUACAGGCUAUUAUCAGUGUUCCCACAAUGUAAUGUAUGACAGUUAAAAGGCUUACAUCUGACCACGGUGACAAAAUGGAAUGGUUGGAUGUUGUUGCUUGGUAACGGUUUGGUGUAUUAGAGAGUAAAAACUGUACUAGUCACUAAAACCACUGACCUUAUUCCAUGCUCUUUCUCCUGUUUUGUCCUUGUCCUCCGCUAAACUGACAUGUGGCGCCCGCGUUUGGUGUUUUUGUUUGUUGUAGGUCCGGCUUCUUUAUCAGCAAGCCCUGCAAAACCUUCCACUGUGUGCCACCCUAUGGAAAGAUGUAAUUUCCCCCGCCGAUACUAUCUCUAUAACACACACACCUCAACAGAAAAACGUUAAGACUUUUUUGUUCCACCUGGCAGAUAAUGCACGCACGUUCACCUACCCCCCUUCCCUUUUCCUCUCCUCUGUCCCUUUCCAGCGCCUGCUGUUUGAAGCUGCGGAGGGAGGUAAAACUGAUAAACUGAGGAAACUUGUUGACAAGUGUCAAGAGGUGGGAGUGAGUCUAAGUGAGCCCCUAAAUUUAGGCUUGAGCAAAACGGAGGGAGAGGAGCACUGGGGAUCAACCCCCCUCCCCAAAAAACGAGAUUCAAUCUAA